AUGUCUGACCAGGAGCAGGAACGAACUGAGGUCAAGCCGGAGUCGCAGCACAUUGCGCUCAAGAUCCAGGGCUCGGGCUUCCCGGAGCUUGUCAUCAAGGUCAAGAGGACCACCAAGCUCUCGAAGAUGAUGAACGCCUACUGCGACCGUGCCGGCAAAUCGCUGAGCGAGGUCCGCUUCAUGUUCGAGGGCGACAAGUUGAGGCCGGAGCAGUUGGUGCAGGACCUCGACUUUGACGACGAGGACUUCAACGAGGAGAACCCUCUCGUCAUCGACGUUGCGCAGGAGGCGGUCGGCGGCUCGCUCUGA
Messenger RNA from Rhodotorula toruloides NP11, 309 nucleotides. Its product is annotated as small ubiquitin-related modifier. Bases 1 to 309 code for a protein of 102 amino acids. Gene Ontology annotation, biological process: protein sumoylation. Gene Ontology annotation, cellular component: nucleus. The record is from RefSeq and is a predicted model, not a curated record. Gene Ontology annotation, molecular function: ubiquitin-like protein ligase binding; protein tag activity. NCBI's taxonomy places the organism in Eukaryota, Fungi, Basidiomycota, Microbotryomycetes, Sporidiobolales, Sporidiobolaceae. The transcript is spliced from 7 exons.